This is a messenger RNA of Bufo bufo (common toad), 1362 nucleotides long. Its product is annotated as hyaluronidase PH-20-like. Gene Ontology annotation, molecular function: hyalurononglucosaminidase activity. The annotation marks the transcript as partial. The record is from RefSeq and is a predicted model, not a curated record. Gene Ontology annotation, cellular component: acrosomal vesicle. NCBI's taxonomy places the organism in Eukaryota, Metazoa, Chordata, Amphibia, Anura, Bufonidae. Gene Ontology annotation, biological process: carbohydrate metabolic process; hyaluronan catabolic process. The transcript is spliced from 4 exons.
UGUAUGUAUUGUUCCUUCUGUGUUCUCCACACUUGCCAAGCGGCUAAACCCAGAGCACCAACUGGAAUGCACUCGCCCUUUGUGGCUAUAUGGAAUGCACCGACUGAGUUGUGCAUGAGGAAAUACGGAAUCCCUAUAGACAUCAGUUUAUUUGAGAUUGUGGGAAGCACGCUCUCAACUGCCACAGGCCAGAACAUUACUAUAUUCUACACCGAUAGACUAGGCUACUAUCCCUACAUAGAUCCUGCAUCUGGUAUUAGUUAUAAUGGUGGUAUUCCUCAAAUGAGCAAUAUGGAGAAACACUUAAAAAAAGCCAGGGAGGAUAUUCUCCAUUAUAUAUCAUCAGCAACAGAAAAAGGACUUGCCAUUAUCGACUGGGAAGACUGGAGGCCAACAUGGAUAAGAAACUGGGCUUCUAAGAAAAUAUACAGGAAAUACUCCAUUGAGUUUGCUCAGCAGAAAGACCUGACGCUUGACCAGCGUAGCACAGAACCUAUAGCCAGGACACAGUUUGAGUCAGCAGCAAAACGCUUCAUGAUCAACACCCUCAGACUUGGGAAACAACUGAGACCAAACUAUCUCUGGGGCUUCUAUCUGUUUCCUAACUGUCAAAAUUACGACUAUAAUCAGAACCCUCAUAACUACACUGGACGCUGCCCAGAUAUUGAAAUGUUAAGGAAUGAUAAAUUGAGGUGGCUAUGGAAAGAAAGUACAGCCCUGUUUCCAAACAUGUACCUGGAAACUGCACUAAAGUCUUCCCAACGCGCCGCUCUCUAUACGCGCCACCGCAUGCAGGAAGCGAAACGACUGUCAACACUCUCAAAGACUCUUCACUCCCUUCCAAUAUACAUGUACAGCCGGCCCGUAUUUACUGACCAUCCGGAGAAAUAUUUAACACUGCCUGACCUUGUGAACACAAUUGGUGAAAGUGCUGCCUUGGGAGCCAAUGGAUUUAUACUAUGGGGCAAUCUGAACCUGACACAGAGUAUGAUCAUGUGCCUGGGAUUAAAUGCUUUCAUCGUGAACACUCUGAAUCCAUACAUUAUUAAUGUCUCAUUAUCAGCUAAACUGUGUAGCGCCAUACUUUGCCAAAAUAAUGGAGUGUGCACCCGCAAGGAAUGGAACAAAAACACCUACCUUCACUUGAAUGGAACAAACAUUGCAAUAGAACGAUAUAAAAGCACUUAUAAGUUGAUUGGAGGUCCAAGUUUAGAAGACCUUAAAUAUUUCUCAGAAAACUUUACAUGCCAUUGUUAUGUUGGACGCAAGUGCAGAGAAGCUCCAGAUCCACUUAAACUUAAACCUAUGAAUGUUUGUAUAGCGCAAAAUAUUUGUAUAAAGCUUAACCAUGGAUCAUUGUGA